Anolis carolinensis (green anole) is the source of this 1698-nucleotide messenger RNA. RefSeq names its product cytosolic thiouridylase subunit 1 (gene ctu1). Bases 107 to 1177 code for a protein of 356 amino acids. Gene Ontology annotation, biological process: tRNA wobble position uridine thiolation. The record is from RefSeq and is a predicted model, not a curated record. Gene Ontology annotation, molecular function: tRNA binding. NCBI's taxonomy places the organism in Eukaryota, Metazoa, Chordata, Lepidosauria, Squamata, Anolidae. The transcript has 2 exons. Gene Ontology annotation, cellular component: mitochondrion; cytosolic tRNA wobble base thiouridylase complex.
UCAAAGCCUGCCUGGGGAAUCCUUUGUUGGCCGGAAGAGCCCGUGGAGGGCGCGGGGCCUUCUGGGAUCUGUAGUCUCCGCGCUCCUGGCUGCUUCCGGAGGCGCGAUGCCGGGCGCGGGGCCUUGCGAGGGCUGCCGGGGGGCGGCUCGGGCGUGCGUGCGGCGGCCCAAGACGGGCCAGGCGCUGUGCCGCUCCUGCUUCGCGGCGGCCUUCGAGGCGGAGGUGGCGUCCACCAUUGCGGCGGGGCGGCUCUUCCGGGCCGGGGAGACGGUGGCCAUCGGGGCCUCGGGAGGGAAGGACUCGGCGGUGCUGGCGCACGUGCUGCGGGCCCUGAACGAGCGGCUGGGCUACGGGCUGCGCCUGGUGCUGCUGGCCGUGGACGAGGGCAUCGCCGGCUACCGGGACGCCUCCCUGGCCGCCCUCCGCCGCAGCCAGCGCCGCCUCGGCCUCCCGCUCCGCGUGCUCUCCUACCAGGAGCUCUUCGGGUGGAGCAUGGACCGCAUCGCCCGGCACCUCGGCGCCCGCAACCACUGCACCUUCUGCGGCGUCUUCCGGAGGCAGGCCCUCGACCGCGGAGCCGCCCUCCUCGGCGCCCACAAGAUCGCCACCGGUCAUAACGCCGACGACGUUGCGGAGACGGUGCUGAUGAAUUUCCUGCGAGGAGACGUGGGCCGGCUCCGGCGCUGUACGGAGAUCAUGACGGGGAGCGAGGGGGCGCUGCCGCGUUGCAAGCCCUUGAAGCACGCCUACGAGAAGGAGAUCGUGCUCUAUGCCUACUUCCAGGGCUUGGACUACUUCAGCACCGAGUGCGUGUACUCCCCCAACGCUUACCGCGGCCAUGCCCGCACUUUGCUCAAAGACCUCGAGGCCACGCGUCCCAGCACGGUGGCCGAUUUGGUGCACUCGGGCGAGCGGCUGGCCCUCCGCGAGGACGUCCGCAUGCCCACCCAGGGCACGUGCCAGCGUUGCGGCUACCUCUCUAGCCAGGCCCUCUGUAAAGCUUGCGUGCUGCUCGAAGGGCUCAACCGAGGUCUCCCGAGGCUGGCUAUUGGGAAGCCUAGCCGGCUCCAGAAGGCUCUCUUGAUGGACGGGGAGCAGCCAGAAGCAAACGCUCAGGAAGAAGAACAAGAAGAUUCUCGACAGAGAAGCCACGGCCCAAUGACAAUAGAUUUCUGAGCCUGAACUCUCAACCACAGUGGCCUUUCCUGCUGAGAUAAAGCUUUCAUUACCUUGAAAGGUAAAUAGUUACCAAUUUCAUGCCUAUUGAUUAACUGUGUAGAUCAGAGAUGGGGAAUCUGUCCUCCCAGCAGUUGUUGGACUGUAUCUCCUAUCAACCACAGCAUUGAUAGUAAUGAAGGGUUCUGAGUUACAGGCCAACAAUAACUGAAGGGACAUGGGCCACCCUCCCGUAGUGCACCUUUGCACCUUAUUAGCUAUGUGUGGUUCUCUAAAUGUGGAGUAUAUUCUGUGGAUGUACUCCUCAGGAUUGUUGGCUGUUGUAGUUCAAUGACAUUUGGAGGGUCACGUAUUUCCAGCUCAUGGUCUACACAAAAUAAAUGGUUUUCUUAACUGAUGAAGUUGACAGAGAUACAACAGACCUGAACAUCUGUUGUAAAAUGGCUAUUCUCAGAUGGAUUGGGGACAGUUUUCUUUCUGAAUUUUUAAAAAUGAUAUUAAAUCUGAAUUUUAACUAUUAA